Messenger RNA from Fopius arisanus, 929 nucleotides. RefSeq names its product proteasome alpha4 subunit (gene Prosalpha4). The coding region runs from base 100 to 849 and encodes 249 amino acids. The record is from RefSeq and is a predicted model, not a curated record. Gene Ontology annotation, biological process: proteasomal protein catabolic process; ubiquitin-dependent protein catabolic process. The transcript is spliced from 5 exons. NCBI's taxonomy places the organism in Eukaryota, Metazoa, Arthropoda, Insecta, Hymenoptera, Braconidae. Gene Ontology annotation, cellular component: proteasome core complex; proteasome core complex, alpha-subunit complex; nucleus.
AACGCCUCGAACCCCUGAAAAACGCCGUAGUUGAUUAAAAAGUCGAGUCAUUUUCCCAUUCACACACAUCAUUUAUUACUCACUUUAUUCUGAUUAAUAAUGUCUGCGAGGUACGAUCGCGCAAUCACUGUCUUUUCACCUGAUGGACAUCUCCUCCAGGUGGAAUACGCCCAGGAGGCUGUCAGGAAAGGCUCAACUGCGGUGGGCGUCAGGGGUCAGGAUAUCGUGGUGCUAGGGGUGGAGAAAAAAUCUGUAGCUAAACUCCAGGAGGAGAGGACUGUGAGGAAGAUCUGUCUUCUGGACGACCACGUCGUCAUGGCCUUUGCUGGUCUUACUGCUGAUGCUAGAGUCCUGAUAAAUCGUGCGCAGAUCGAGUGUCAAAGCCACAAACUCACAGUCGAAGAUCCUGUCACACUCGAGUACAUAACUCGUUAUAUCGCUGGUCUGAAGCAAAAAUACACUCAGAGCAACGGUAGACGUCCCUUCGGUAUCUCCUGUCUGUUAGCUGGAUUCGAUUAUGAUGGCAGUCCACAUUUAUACCAGACUGAGCCCUCGGGAAUCUAUUACGAGUGGAAGGCAAAUGCCACUGGACGUGCAGCAAAAACCGUGAAGGAGUUCCUGGAGAAGUACUACACACCCGAGGAAGUCUCGACCGAGAGGGGCUCAAUAAAAUUGGCCAUCAGGGCGCUCCUGGAGGUGGUGACAUCCGGUCAGAAGAACCUGGAGAUCGCGAUAAUGCGCAGGGGUCAACCUGUCCAGAUGCUCGACAGUGACACGAUAGGCGAAUAUGUCGUUGAAAUUGAGAGGGAGAAAGAGGCAGAGGCCGAGAAGAAGAAGCAGAAGAAGUGAUACCACUAUUUUUUAUUCUCUCCACGAAUUGAUGUAACAGUUAUUGGCAGAAUUUUCAUUAAAACAUCUUCAUACUAUUA